Messenger RNA from Wyeomyia smithii (pitcher-plant mosquito), 1956 nucleotides. It is a transcript of the gene wls, whose product is annotated as protein wntless. Gene Ontology annotation, biological process: intracellular protein transport; Wnt signaling pathway; Wnt protein secretion. The transcript is spliced from 4 exons. Gene Ontology annotation, cellular component: endomembrane system; organelle membrane. The coding region runs from base 240 to 1880 and encodes 546 amino acids. Gene Ontology annotation, molecular function: Wnt-protein binding. NCBI's taxonomy places the organism in Eukaryota, Metazoa, Arthropoda, Insecta, Diptera, Culicidae. The record is from RefSeq and is a predicted model, not a curated record.
UCCAUCUGCCAUUGAUCACCCACACAGCGGCGGUGCGUUAACAGCAUCAAUCGUCUGUCGGCAGCGGCAAACGCGAUUCAAGAAGUAAUUACAAAGGAGAAGCCGCCGCGUCGCGUACCGCUUACGUAGAAGAGUGCAGCCAAGCUUUUGCGUUGUCUGGUGAAAAUAAAGAGUUUUGAAAACCGAUAUUUUCGGUUUCGAAAAAUAGCUGUUUCUAAGUCGUCGUUUGAUAACGAGAAAUGACGGGGACAAUUUUGGAAAAUCUCAGCGGAAAGAAGCUGAGCAUCCUCGUGUCCUGUCUGCUGAUUUUGCAGUUUCUCUGCUUCCUGCUGGGUGGUCUUAUCGCUCCCGUCCCGGCCAGUGUGCAAACUAUUCUCGCAACUAUUUGCAAGGAUGUUCCCGGUUCACACAACGACACCAGCAUCUGGCUGUACUCCCGUGGCGAAGACCACUGCCAGAGUUUGGACCAUCUUGAUAUUAACAAUCAUGACUUAAAGAUGGCAAACCAGAUUGUGUUUGUCUUCCAGAUGCCCCUGCCUCGGGAAGGCCGUCAAUUGGAUUACUCACGCUGGCAGCAAAAUCUGAUUGGUGUACUGCAAACGGACAUCGCUUACGAUGCUAACAUUCUGUUGAAACCGCACACUAAAAUGACCCUCGACGCUCGGUUGGCUUACCGAAACAAGGGAGACCCCGACCAGAACUGGAAGUAUUUGGCUUCUUCGCUCGAAAGUCGUGAUUUAGAUUGCGCUGCGGACAACGUAACCGAUGAGUAUCUGUACAAUUGCGAUGCUAUUCCGUUGUUCGAAUUGGGCUCUCUGCAUCACGAUUACUACCUUCUGAACAUUCGUUUGCCGGUGGACAGUGAGUUGCAGAUGAAUCUCGAAAUUGGCCACAUCCAAGAUUUGCAUCUGUCGGUAAUCUACCAAAAUGGUGGUUUCACCAAGGUUUGGGUUUCUCUCAAAACCGUAUUUCUUCCGUUCAUCGUAAUCAUCAUGAGUUGGUUUUGGCAACGCGUGCAUCUGCUGCAACGGAAGCCAGCUUUGCUGGAAUGUAUGCUGCUGGCUCUGGGAAGUGCCCUAACUUUCCUCAAUCUUCCGCUGGAAUAUCUGACGCUGGCGUUCGAUAUGCCUUUCAUGCUUCUACUGAGUGACAUUCGACAGGGUAUUUUCUACGCCUGCCUACUAUCGUUUUGGUUGGUGUUUGCCGGGGAGCACAUGCUGAUUCAGGAAACCGGAGAGAAAUCGACCCUCAAGUCGUACUGGAAGCAUCUAAGCGCGGUGGCCGUAGGCUGUGUGUCGCUAUUUUUGUUUGAUAUCUGCGAACGUGGAGUUCAGCUGAGGAAUCCGUUCUACUCGAUUUGGGUUUCGCGCGUGGGAUCCAAAGUUGCCCUAAGCUUUAUCAUUCUGGCGGGUAUCUCGGCUGGACUGUAUUUCUUCUUCCUGUGCUACAUGGUAUGGAAGGUGUUCUGCAACAUCAACCUCAAACGCAGCUCGCUACCGUCGAUGUCUUCGGCCCGCCGGCUGCACUACGAAGGAAUUAUCUACCGCUUCCAGUUUCUGAUGUUGGCCACCCUGCUUUGCGCUGCCCUUACCGUGAUUGGUUUCAUAAUCGGACAGGUUUCCGAAGGCCGCUGGAAGUGGGAUGAGAAUAUCGAUCUGGAGUUCACCUCCGCUUUCUUCACCGGAGUGUACGGCAUGUGGAAUAUUUACAUUUUCGCGUUGAUCGUUUUGUACGCUCCCAGCCACAAAAAGUGGCCGUCUAAUGAAACCACCGAAAACAUUAUCAGUGAAGAGAUCGAAUUCAGCAAUUUACCAUCUGACUCGAAUCCGAGUGAAAUUUCUUCCCUGACGCAAUUUGCCCGUAAGGCAGCUCUGGAUUAAAGAGUAGUUUUUUUUUAACUUUCUAAACAACAUUUUUCUCCGGUGGACGCUGGAGUCGCAUUUCUAAUUUAUACCG